Molecule: messenger RNA, 6030 nt
Organism: Toxotes jaculatrix (banded archerfish)
Lineage: Eukaryota; Metazoa; Chordata; Actinopteri; Toxotidae
Gene: mark4b
Product: MAP/microtubule affinity-regulating kinase 4b
Exons: 17
Coding region: 859-3141 (760 amino acids)
Biological process (GO): microtubule cytoskeleton organization; protein phosphorylation; intracellular signal transduction
Cellular component (GO): cytoplasm
Molecular function (GO): protein serine/threonine kinase activity; ATP binding; tau-protein kinase activity
Source: RefSeq, a predicted model, not a curated record
GUCCUUCUCCUCCCUCAUUCUCUUGUCACGGUGUUUUUCUGGAGGUGGAAGGGGGGGGGGUCCCGUUUUCUUUCGCCUCCUUCACCGAAAACAAAUGCUAUGUUUCCGACACAGGGGACACAGGUCUUCGUGUUGCGCCGCUGCUCAUCCGACCCCGGCGACUUUUCACUCGGCGCCACAGCGCUUUCAUCCAAACCGAAUGAGAGGAGCUAAGGGCGGACGGGACUGAGAGGAAGAGCCGGAGAGUGACUGGGAGGCUGCACAUCCGCCGCUUUCUUCAAUACAACCGCAGCUUGCCAUUGAUUUAUUUCCCGAGGCCCCGGGCAUCUCUCGGUGUCUCGAAAUGUUACCUCAGACGGUUCCUGGUUCGGUUUUCGGGACAGUUUCUCCGAGGGGACCAUCGGUUUGACCCUGGUCACCCAGAAAAAAUAUAUUAGCUUGCUAACAGGAAAACACAAACUGUCCCUUUUUCUGAACUCCGCCUGUGGUGGUCGCAGGGACACAGAGAGCCCAGGGCUGUGUUUCCUCUUAUUAACCCUUAGCACUUGCCGCUCUGGUUGUGUUUUCUUUCCUUUCUCACCAGAGGACGAUGCGGGUAGAAGUAAACUGGUGACCUCCGGGACUGUUUGGUUAAAGAUUCAGCCGGUGUCCACCGAAAUGGUACGAUAGGCGUCUGGGAGGGAUUUUGCUCACAAUGAGGAUUGUAUGAGAAGUGAGGCUGGUUUUUUUUUUUCUGAUACAGUCUUGUGUGAGUGAUAACCAGGCUGAGGCCGGGGGUGCUUUUUAACCCAGUGUGAACAUAAACCCAAAGCCUACUUAUUUUCUUCUCUGGACGGCGGAGCGCACUCAGGGACGAAAAUGUCUUUACGCACGGCACUGCCUGGGAACGAGCGGAACCCGGACCAUCAUACCUCUCUGUCGGCCAGCCGCUCAGAGAAGGGCUCCGUCUGGUCAAGCCGCUCGCUUGGUGCCCGAUGUCGUAACUCCAUUGCCUCGUGUUCAGAUGAGCAACCGCACAUCGGGAACUACCGACUGCUCAAAACCAUCGGAAAGGGCAACUUUGCCAAGGUCAAACUGGCACGGCACAUAUUGACUGGCAGAGAGGUUGCAAUAAAGAUCAUAGAUAAAACACAGCUCAACCCAUCCAGCCUACAGAAGCUGUUUCGAGAGGUACGCAUCAUGAAAAAUCUCAACCAUCCCAACAUAGUGCAGUUGUUUGAGGUGCUUGAGACGGAGAAGACUCUUUACCUGAUUAUGGAGUACGCCAGUGGAGGCGAAGUGUUCGACUACCUCGUGGCUCACGGCAGGAUGAAGGAGAAAGAGGCCAGAGCCAAGUUCAGACAGAUUGUAUCAGCGGUGCACUACUGUCAUCAGAAGAACAUUGUUCACAGAGACUUGAAGGCAGAGAACCUGCUGCUAGACGCGGACUCCAACAUCAAAAUAGCCGACUUUGGCUUCAGCAAUGAGUUCACUGCGGGCAGUAAACUGGACACGUUCUGCGGUUCCCCUCCCUACGCCGCCCCAGAGCUCUUUCAGGGCAAGAAGUAUAAUGGUCCAGAGGUGGACAUCUGGAGCCUGGGUGUCAUCUUGUACACGAUGGUCAGUGGGUCGUUACCAUUUGACGGACAGAACCUAAAGGAGCUGCGGGAGCGCGUUUUGAGGGGGAAAUAUCGUGUGCCCUUCUACAUGUCUACAGACUGUGAGGGAAUCCUGCGCCGCUUCCUGGUUCUCAACCCCACCAAGCGCUGCUCGCUGGAGCAAAUAAUGAAAGAUAAAUGGAUCAACGUCGGCUUUGAUGGCGAGGAGCUGAAGCCGCACACAGAGCCUGUCGAGGACUUUAAUGAUACCAGUCGGAUCGAUGUGAUGGUUGGGAUGGGCUACACCAGAGAAGAGAUCAGAGACUCUCUGGUCAGUCAGAAAUACAAUGAGAUCACCGCCACAUACCUGCUGCUGGGAUGCAAGAAUGAGACGGAUGGCAACGAGUCCCGGUCGGGCAGCAGUCUGAGCCUGGCUCGAGUCCGGCCCAGCACCAUCACCAACGGAACCAGCAAACACUCAACUCCCUCAUCUGCCUCUGGUGCACCUUCUUCCUCCUCUGGCCACAAGGCGCAGAGAAGCGCCUCAACGUACCACCGCCAGAGACGACAUUCGGACUUCUGUGGUCCAGCGGUUCCCGGAUCAGCGCACCCCAAACGGAGCCCCAGCGGUGUAGGUGAAGGGACGGGGCUUAAAGAGGAGCGGCUGUCAGUCCGCAAGCCGAGCACCAAUACUGUCGGUUCCCGUAGCAUCCCGACCCCCUCCAGUCCCAUGGUCAGCUCCGCUCACAACCCAAAUAAAGCGGAGAUACCUGAUCGGCGCAAGGAAGUUAACUCAGCCACAAACAACAUCCCCGCUAGUGCCAUGACUCGAAGAAACACGUAUGUGUGCACAGACCGAUCCAGCACUGAUAGACACCCGCUCCUGCAAAAUGGCAAGGAAAACAGUACUUUAUCCCACCGCCUUCCCCCUGCCUCCCCCUCCUCCAACAGCAUUGCUGGCGCCUCUGGGGCGUCCUCGUCGUCCUCCACGCCCUCCUCCCGUCUCUCCAGGGGAUCGACGGUGAGGAGCACUUUCCACGGAGGGCAGAUUAGAGACCGUCGGCCUCUCUCCCAUGCUCCCCCAUCGUCCCCCACGCCAUCCCACGAUGCCAGCCCAAUGCCCCACGCCAGGACCCGGGCCACAAGCAACCUGCUGAGCAAACUCACCUCCAAGUUGACCCGCAGGGUCACAGACGAACCUGAGAGAAUCAGCAGAUCUCCGGUCACAAGUCGCCAUCUAUCUGGGCAUCAGAAAGCGGCCGAGCCCCGGACCCCCCGAUGCGGCUGGGAUGUGAGGGUGCGGAGCCCUCGUGACCCGGCCGAGGUAGUGCUAGCGCUGCGCGAGGCAGCGCAGGGCUGCGGCUGCCAGGUCCACCUGGCCGGGCCUUUCCUCCUGUCCUGCACCCACGGAGCGGCUGGUGCCCGGGUGGCUUUCGAGGCCGAGGUCUGCCAGCUGCCCAGCGGGCUGGGCCAGAGCAGCGGUGUGAGGUUCAAGCGCCUGUGGGGGGCACCGCUAGCCUUUAGAGACAUCGCCACCAAAGUGUCCAAGGAGUUGGAGCUCUGAGGGUGACAGGAGGCGAGGGAGAGUGAUGAUGGGCAGGACAGGUUGAUGAAUGAGGAGGGAUGAGGAGGAGGAACAUCGAGGCAGACAUCAUCGCCUCCUCCUCUUCCUCCCUGUGCUCCAUCUCAUCUGAUGCAGCUAGCGAUGCCUCGCCUCCACCAAAGACCCUCUUCCUCUGAUGCCACCAAUCACAGCCAGACAGACGGACGCACAGACACAGAUAGGUCAUCAUAAGUCUGCCGAUGGCAGACUUAUGAUGACCCUUGACCUUGGAGCUGUCAUUGACCCACAACCCCUGCUUGAAACACACCACCACCUCCAUAUUAUGUGAGCUCGUGGAGUCAGACUGUUAUUUUGUGUUUGAUAAUUUCAUAUUUGAUGAUGAUGAGGAUGGUGUUGCUGAGAAUGAUGAAGACUGAUAAGUUGUUGUUGUUGACAUUGUCCCUCCUAUUGUACCAUAUUUGUCAUCAUUCCUUUUUAAAGAGCUGCUAUUUAAAGAAAUGUUUUUAUUUUCUGUUUAUUAAGUUUAUUUUCUUUCUUUAAUGCUUUUUAAAUGGGCAGAAGCAGACGUCACAUAUUGAAGGAGUGAGGGCGCAGUCUGACCUCUGACCUCUGACCUCCGGCCUCCGGAGACAUGCAGAAAAGCAGAGACUUGUGACAGACUGAAUGAAGCACCAUGGCCUCUCUGGCCAUCCACUGACAAAGCCCGUUUUACUGCUCAGUUGGGAUUUUGAUGUUUCCUGUCACCGGUGUCUCCGGUGAUGUUGUCCUCUCUGCCAGUUGUCCACACUGUACUGGUACCUGGCAGGUGAGCUGCUUACAGACAAGCAAAGCUGCCUAUAAUACCUGAGCCGUGGUGAAAUGUUGUACUCAGUAACUCGAUCGUUUGAGCUCAGGCUCUCCUCCUUACAAAAUACUCAGCUUCGACCAAUCAGUGUUUUCUUCCUUUCUACCUUUCGAGCAAAUUUCCUUUCCACAAAGAGAAAAUUGGCUUUGUGUUUGAUUUCUGAGUUUUUAACCUGGAGCUGGACGUGUGCAAGCAAAAAGAGCCACCUUACAUCAUCAUACCUAAAAAUAAAAUAAAGUCUCCUCACAGCCAGUGGAGUUUAUUUACAUUAGAUCUUAUUUAAUUAAUAUCAGCUCAAGUACAUGAAGUCAAAUUAUCAUUUAGCUAAUCUGCUUUUUUUUCCAGCACAUAUCGAAUGUUUUCAUUCAUCUGUGCCACAAAUACUUAAAAAUCAAAGUUUAUCAGCUGAUACAACUGGUACGUUUGAUUACUGCUCAAAUUUCAUGAUGGCAACGUAACAACUUAACACAGUGUGACAGAGAAAGAAAAACUAAUUUUCACUCACGUUCCCACGAGGCAGAUGCAGACAAAACAAUGAAAACCUGAGCCAACAGGAAGAAAAAUACUUUCUUCUUUUCUCUUUUUUUAAACAGCACCUUCACGUUUGUUCUUCAUCUUCAUUUUCCCCACACGCGAUCACUGCAGCUCGUGCUGGUUUAUAGAAAACGCAGGGUUUUAGUGACAUGCAGUUAUUCUGGUAGCACUUUGACAUGACUUUACUGUUUCACCUGUCGGGAUGCCAUCACCAUCUCUUUGCUCAGGUGUAGUGCAAUGCAGCCACAAAGCCAAGAGUUGAGACUUGAAAAAGCAUUGAUGAAGAUUUCAUAGGGCUCCUUGUUUGGUUUAUUUUUUUCAUUUUUGAUAACAUUGUACUGUUCCGGCAGAGUUUUUAAUUAAUCUGUAUUUUUCUUUUAUUAAAUUGUUUUUGUUUUUUUUUUAAAUCACAUCGUUUCACAUAUUUAACAGAAGUGAAUAACUGACACUGAACGCCUUCCUUUCCUCUGUGUACAUGCACCUCACAACAACGGCAUCAUUCACGUUCCAGCCGGAGUCACGACUCACUGCUUUCUGUUUUCUUUCGUCCACACGUCGCAUUUGUUUUGUGUUUUUUAACCCCAGCGACACUUUUGAUAUAUAAACUGUAGAUUGUUUCCCUCUGUCGACCAAUCAGGCUGCAACACUGAUGAGAGGUCUACGACUGUUGACCAAUCAGAUCCCAUCAUUGCUGUAAGCGGUGUACGACUGUUAUCUAAUCAGACUGCUGCCUCUUCCGGCCGGUGUGUAAUUGAAGCGCGUGCAGUGAUGAGGCAGCGGUUUAAAGACCAGAAUGUGACUUUGAAUGAGCUUUAAAGAAUUUGGUUCUUAAGUUUUUGUUUUGUUUUUAGAAACACAAUUUGUUGCUCAUCACAUAACAAACCAACCAAGAUUCAGCUAAAACGCACAGAGUCCACCAAGUGCUACAUCCGUCAUGUGCUGCUGCAUCGACACUGACGACUCCAAAAUCAAAAGGUUGUUGUGCUCGUAUUGUGACUCUUUAAGGCCAAGCAGUUCUAACAUGUUCUUUCAAAGUAUGCAGCAUCUAACAAAACACCGAUACGCAAACGGAAAAAGUUGGAUGUUACGGCAGAUUUGUGACCCUUACGGCUGUAAGGUCCUCGUGUUUACCUGUCCCAUGGGAGAUUUCAGCCGCAGCACGUGUCCAAUCACUGUCUGAAAAUGUGAAGCUGUGACUUAGGGCUACUUUUUGCAAGUUGUUUGUUUUUUUUUUUUGUGUACAACUGGGCCUCACUCUCUGAACCUGUUCUAUAGAUACAGUUAGGGCCACGCUUUAAGGCUACAGUUGUGUUGUAUAGUGUGUUUGAAGCUGUCGCUGUUAUCAACAAAACUUAACUUAUGGGCUGAAAUUACAGAAAUGAUCGACCUGCAAUCCUGCAUGUCUCCUAGGAAAUAAUGUGUGACACAGAAAUAAAGACUUUCAACCUCUUUCAUAUUUUUUGUCAGUUUUUGUUCUCAGUGAUAGAUUUAAUGUCUUUAAUGUGGCGUCC